UUAAGGGUAUGCGGCAACAAGCACCGAGCUCUAUGUCUAUCCAGCUAUUUGUUCUCGAUACAUGUAGUCUCGACGCGUACUUGAAGACCGGACAUUUACUUUGGAUUCUUCACUGAGAGUUUAAGAUUCUGGACUGGGUAUAAUCUCAGCUUUUGUUCGCUCUUUCACCUAAUUUAUUCUCCUGAUGCCACCAUGCCUAUCUUUCUCAGUGUUUGGCGUGCCAGGAUCGGCACGUACAUGCGCCGUAAGCAGAAAGUAUAUGACUACUUCUACUACCUGAGGAUGUAUGUUUAUGGUCUUAAAAUAAUUGAAAAGGCGAAGAAAGCAGCUGAACACUCAAAAGAAAAUGAAAAAGGCAAUCGCCACAAAUCGUCUUUUAAUGGCUCUUCAACUGGUGAAAAUGGCAAAACUGGUAACGCAUCAUGUCGCCAACCUCCGCCUUCUAACGACGUAAACCUGAAACCCGCCCAAACUGAAUCUUCAGGUGACCGUGGCGUCAAUAGUGGCAAAGUUGAAGCAUGUUCUCAGUCAAGUUACGUCGUGGACAAUGGCUCUUCUUGUCAUACCAAAGGCCCAGAUCACAUCGCUCAGGAUAGAUCUAAGUGUGCCGCUGGUCGUACACUUGCAACACAUCCAACAAGUUCAACCAAGAAGAGAUCCACUCCUGUCGCUGAUCCUUCUAACACCAAGGUUCCAGAGCCUUGUGACAUUGAUGAGUUGGACAUGAGAUACAUCACCAUUCAUGGCGUAUCACAUGCUAGCCUAUGCGAUUCAACUCAAUUAAGUGAACCGGACCAACCUGGUGUCACAUCGGAGGUAUACUCACAAGUAGCUAGACACAACACUGGCCAUCAAGACGUCUGCAAGCAGGACAAGGAGAAACCAAACCCGUUUACGUCAGAGAUAGAUGACCAAUCUGCACCUAUUUCUGAACUGGAUACGUCUAGCAAUACUGAAUUCACAUGGUGUACGAGGUCUCCUGAUGCCACCAUGCCUGUCUCUCUCAGUGUUUGGCGUGCCAGGAUCGGCACGUACAUGCGCCGUAAGCAGAAAGUAUAUGACUACUUCUACUACCUGAGGAGGUAUGUUUAUGGUCUUAAAUUAAUUGAAAAGGCAAAGAAAGCAGCUGAACACUCAAAAGAAAAUGGCAAAGGCAAUCGCCACAAAUCGUCUUUCAAUGGCUCUUCAACUGGUGAAAAUGGCAAAACUAGUAACGCAUCAUGUCGCCAACCUCCGCCUUCUACCGAUGUAAAACCAAAUCCCACCAAAACUGAAUCUCCAAGUGACCGUAAGGUUAAAGGUAGCAAAGUCGAAGCAUGUUCUCAGAACAGUUACGUUGUGGACAUUGGCUCUUCGUGCCAUACCAAAAGUCCCGAUAAGAUCGCUCAAGAUAUGUCUUUGAGUGCUGAUGACCGUACUCUUUCAACAUGUUCAACCUGUUCAACAGAACAGGAAUCCGUUCCUGCCCCGGAGCCUGCCACGCCCUGUGACGUAGACGACGAGCUGGACCUGAGAUACAUAACCAUUCAUAGUACAUCACCUGUAAACCUCUGCAAGUCAACUCAAGCAAAUAAACCAGACCAACCAGACGGCACAUCGGAGGUACAUGUAGCUACAUCUGUCACUGGUCAUGAAGAUGGCAGUAAUCAUGAGGAGACAUCAAAUCUUUUACCGUCGGGAGCAGCUGCAGAUGACCAAUCUUUGACUAGAUCUGAACCUGAACACACACCAUCGAGACGCAAGGUCGCAGAGCAUCACGGAACACCAAUCUUUGUAGGCAGUAUAUCUUAUUCACUCUGUGGAGAAGCAGAUGAAAUCAAGAGGAAGUGCAAUGCUGUUGUGACCAAUGUGCUCCUACUGAGGUCUGGUGACGUGGAGCCAAACCCAGGGCCAGAUACCAACCCUGGGGAUCUAACUGAGUUCGAACUCAUUCUCCUUGCUGACGGUAUGGAUCCAUCAGAUUUUAGGAAGGUCGGACUAGCUCUAGGAUUCACUGAGGCUCAACUAAGUCGGUUUGAGAGAGAUAACAUUGGCAACACAAUGCAAGCUACCUAUAAGAUGCUUUACGAAUGGCUGAAGACAGUAAAGCAUCAAGAAGCGAGGGAAAUACUGUCCAAGAAGUUAAAAGGCAACAAUCUGGUACAACUGGCCGACAGUGUACAAAAAGGCCAGGUCGGUGAUCACAUAUUAUCAAUGACAGAAGAGGAAGUCCAACGGGUCAUCAAAGAGGUCAAAGAAUAUUCUGCACUUCAUCACUGUCAGAUUCAAGCCGAUCCACUGAACAGCAGCCUUCUGUUUCAAUUAGACCGGAUCUUCACCAACUUAACGUUGUUGGAAGAAGACAAAGGAACAACUUUAAAGGCACCGAUACUAUACGCAGACCUGCUCAAGACUAAAGUCAACGGAGUCCUUCCUAAACGUUUGUUGGUUGAAGGUGAAGGUGGUGUGGGGAAGACAACUCUCUGUGCAAAGAUCGUUUGGGACUGGAUUCAGGGAGCAGGUUAUCAAGAUUUCACAUUGGUUCUUAUCGUCCUUCUACGUGAAUUGGAGGGUAAGACUCUUGGAGAGAUAAUAAAGUCUUAUCUCCCAGACGACAAUAUGGUUACAGCCAUGCAGCUAAAUAAGCACGUCUUCUCCCAUCAGAAAGACGUCUUUCUUGUUCUGGACGGCCUAGACGAGUUAGCUGGUGAUCUUAACAACUCUCAUCAAAUCGCUCUUAUCAUCCUCAAUCAGCUGUUUAAGUCGGGGAGAGUGCUAAUCACAUCUAGAAGAUGGCGAUCAGAUGAGAUACGGAGGAAAUCGGAUCUUAGAAAGGUGUAUGCAUUCAUCGCCGUGGAGGGUUUCUCUGAUGAAAAUCUCUCUUCCUACGUCACAAAGUUCUUCCAUCCAGACAAAACUCCAGCUGAGGGGUUGACCCAAUUCAUAUCAAACAACGAUGUCAUCAGAGAGAACAUGGCCCCUUACCCCAUAUACACAGCUAUGCUAUGUAUCAUGUGGAAAGAAUUCGAUGGAGCGCGUCGCAUAGCAAUGUCGAAAUUACAAACAUUUUCUCAGCUCAUUAAUGAGAUGGUCCAAUUCUUGGUCGAUCAUUAUCUCUCAAAGCUCGGUCUGUCCGCAAUAGACAAGGAAUGGCGUGUACAGCGUGCAGAAAUACUUCUCCAUCUAUCCAACAUCGGUUGUCUUGCCUUCCAGGGGCUCAUGGAAAGGCGAUUGGUGUUCACUGAACAAGAGUUCAAGAGCUGGCCCGGGUGUGUGACAAUAGGUUGUCAAGUUGGAGUACUCACUAAACAAGCACCGAUCCUUCAGAGGAAAAGCAGAAUGUAUCAUGCACAUUCCGCAGACUCAUCUGUGCAGUUUCCCCAUAAGCUGUUUCAGGAGUAUCUAUCAGGGAUGUAUCUGGCAUCUCUUCACAACUCAAACAGAAGCGAGUACGACAGGUUGAUGAAGGAUAUAGUCGGAAAUGCACGUGAAUUCCGCGAGCUUCUGUACUUCACUUCUGCUCAGAAAAAGGAGGUCGGAUUGGAUAUCGUAUCUCAACUUACCUCGGAUACCGGAUUCGAUGAUAACUUCUUUGAUGACUCAGAUGUCGAGUUCUAUGACGGAUUCCACAAGCUUGAUCAGAACCAACGCAUCAACGAAAAUUUCAUUGUUGACGUAGCAUAUGAGAGUCAAGACCAAGCAGUGGCCAAAGCUGUGGCCGAUCAUCUAUCAACUUCAUCCAGCAACACACUUGUAAUCGAGGAAGAGAUGCAGGCACACACGGUAUCAGGACAUAUCUUCAUCAUGAAUCAUCGUAAAGUGGAAAAACUGGUAAUUGAAAAGCCAUGUGGACGGACUGCUUCAGAGGACCUGGCUGAAUUCAUGUGCUCCUCAAACACCCUGAGAUCUGUGACAAUAAGUAUCACUGGACGCCGAGGGGAUGCACAUAUUCAUGUUUUCUACUCGGUGCUUGCUCGUGACGCCAGUAAAAUGAAGAUUGAGCGUCUUGAUAUCAAUUACAUUGAUCUCAGUCAACGUCAGUCUGCAUCUUGUGAUCUCGCUCAGUUCAUUUGUAAGAUGCCUCAUCUCAGAGAACUUCGUCUCGGUGAUGAAUAUAGAAACAUCAGUCCUUCGCUUCAUGACGAGUUCUAUUCAACUUUGUCAUCAUUAGCAUCGUGUGCAAAGAUUGAGCGUCUUGAUAUCAAUUACAUUGAUCUCAGUCAACGUCAGUUCGCAUCACGUGAUCUCGCUCAGUUCAUUUGUAAGCUGCCUCAUCUCAGGGAACUUUACCUCGGUAAUCAACACCCCAGUCCCUCAUUACAUGACGAGUUCUAUUCAACGGUAUCAUCCUUAGCAUCGUCUGCAAAGAUUGAGCGUCUUGAUAUCAAUUACAUUGAUCUCAGUCAACGUCAGUUUGCAUCACGUGAUCUCGCUCAGUUUAUUUGUAAGCUGCCUCAUCUCAGGGAACUUUGUCUCGGUGAUGAAAUCUACAGUCCCUCAUUUCAUGACGAGUUCUAUUCAACGGUAUCAUCCUUAGCAUCGUCUGCAAAGAUUGAGCGUCUUGAUAUCAAGUACAUUCAUCUCAGUCAACGUCAGUUCGCAUCACGUGAUCUCGCUCAGUUUAUUUGUAAGCUGCCUCAUCUCAGGGAACUUUGUCUCGGUGGUGAACUCUACAUUACCUCAUUUCAUGACGAGUUCUAUUCAACGUUAUCAUCCUUAGCAUCGUCUGCAAAGAUUGAGAUUCUUCAUCACGAUGAUGAUCUCAGUGAACGUCCGUCUGCAUCACGUGAUCUCGCUCUGUUCAUCUGUACGAUGAAUCAUCUGAAGAACCUCACACUCGACGAUCAGUAUCAUGAUGACUUCUACUCAACAGCAUCGUCGAUGGCAUCAACUACAAAGAUUGAGACUCUUCACCACAAUGAUGAUCUCAUUCAAUGUCCAUCUGCAUCACGUGAUCUCGCUCAUUUCAUCUGUAAGAUGAAUCAUCUGAAGAACGUCACUCUCUACGGUCAGUAUCAUGAUGACUUCUACUCAACAGCAUCAUCGAUGGCAUCAACUACAAAGAUUGAGAUUCUUCAUCACAAUGAUGAUUUCAGUGAACGUCCGUCUGCAACACGUGAUCUCGCUCUGUUCAUCUGUAAGAUGAAUCAUCUGAAGAACCUCACACUCGACGGUUAUUAUCAUGAUGACUUCUACUCAACAGCAUCGUCGAUGGCAUCAACUACAAAGAUUGAGAUUCUUCAUCACUAUGAGGAUCUCAGUGAACGUCCGUCUGCAUCACGUGAUCUCGCUCUGUUCAUCUGUAAGAUGAAUCAUCUGAAGAACCUCACACUCUACGGUCAGUAUCAUGAUGACUUCUACUCAACAGCAUCGUCGAUGGCAUCAACUGCGAAGGAUGAAUGCAACACCAGCUCAACUGUGACUGAUCUGACCAUCAGUGAUGAGACACUAGAAGGAUGGCAGUGUUGUGGAUCGAUGUUUGACAAUGUGAAGAGGAUCACCAUACAGGUAUGGGGCAAGAUGAGAUGUGACGUCAUCCAGAGGAUCCAUCUACCAGCAGCGACAGAGCUCACCAUUCAAACAGAUGAGUUUGGUGAGGAACCGGCUUCUCUCCACGGUGAUCCCACUUCACUACCCAAUGCACUUCGCAAGGUCUCAUUUCAGCUUUUCAAGGUCACUUUCACAGAUCUCAAACUCGGUAACGAGCAGGCCGAACGCAUCAUUCAAGCUUUCAGAUCGACACACGAUCUCAAAUAUCUGAGGAUCCUAAGAUUCAUACGAUGUGGGACUGAUGAGAGAUUAGAUUCUUCUAGUAUUGAUUCCGAUGAUGAACAUAGGAUAAAGGUGGAGAUAGUACAUGGCAAACCAGUGGGUGAGAACUUUUGAAGAUGAGGUUGCGGCAUCAAGGUCAUGACGAAUCAGACGAGCUUAAUAUUUAUGGAUCGUAGCCAACAAGAAGCCAUGAGUUAUUUUAUUUCGGAGUACCAUAAUUGGAACAGAUUUACUGAUAAUGAAGAUCCCACACCUCAACCAUUUCUUAAUAUGUCGGUUAAAUCAUGGACCUAUUAGACAUUCAACGCUAUCAUUUCUUUGAUCGAACGAGAUCCGCCGCCCAAUGAUAAUGUGCAUCUUAACGAGAACAUACAGGUAUUUUGACAAUAGCGACUACCAGGGCGUAUCUCAUUAUUUUCAAAGCACAACUUUACUGGUUUUAGUAAUGUUGGCUGAUGCCCUGUGUUAGAGAAUGCUUUUCAGUCAACAUGCUUUAGAUUUGAAGCAGCAAAUUUAGGAAGCAGCCGAUUUUGUGAAUAAAAUAUAUUAUCAUCUUUAUCUGCACACUUCCUUACGAACAUAAUGACCUCAGUAAAAUUGAGAGAUAAACGCUCUCAAUAUGAGCCAUGCAAAAUUUUCUUGAAUAUUAGGAGG
This is a messenger RNA of Lytechinus pictus (painted urchin), 6405 nucleotides long. RefSeq lists its product as uncharacterized. The record is from RefSeq and is a predicted model, not a curated record. The transcript is spliced from 18 exons. Gene Ontology annotation, molecular function: protein binding. NCBI's taxonomy places the organism in Eukaryota, Metazoa, Echinodermata, Echinoidea, Temnopleuroida, Toxopneustidae. Bases 193 to 5865 code for a protein of 1890 amino acids. Gene Ontology annotation, biological process: signal transduction.